Molecule: messenger RNA, 1023 nt
Organism: Ramularia collo-cygni
Lineage: Eukaryota; Fungi; Ascomycota; Dothideomycetes; Mycosphaerellales; Mycosphaerellaceae
Product: probable Eukaryotic translation initiation factor 3 subunit I
Exons: 2
Coding region: 1-1023 (340 amino acids)
Biological process (GO): cytoplasmic translational initiation
Cellular component (GO): eukaryotic translation initiation factor 3 complex, eIF3m; cytoplasm
Molecular function (GO): protein binding; RNA binding; translation initiation factor activity
Source: RefSeq, a predicted model, not a curated record
AUGAGGCCGAUUCUACUUCAGGGCCACGAGCGUGCGCUGACGCAGGUAAAGUUCUCCAAAGAGGGCGAUCUUCUUUUUUCCGUCUCGAAAGACCACGUCGUGUGCGCGUGGUAUACAGCCAACGGCGAGCGAUUCGGCACCUACAAGGGUCAUCAGGGUGCUCUCUGGACCGUCGAUGUCGACCCGACCACCACCAUCCUCGCUUCUGGCGGCGCCGACAACACCAUCCGGCUCUGGGAGGUCAAGACGGGCAGACUGUUGAAGACGUGGGAAUUUGGUACAGCCAUCAAGCGCGUGGAGUUCUCUGAGGAUGGAAGACAGCUACUAGGUGUGACGGAGAAGCGACAAGGACAGCUCAGCUCUGUCUURGUCUACGACAUCAACCAGGACCCAGAAGGCGAGCAGGCGGAGACUUACAGUCUGCGCAUCGUUGUCGACGACAUUCCCAAGGUCACAGUCGCCGGCUUUUCUUACAUGAAUCACUUCAUCAUCACUGGCCACGAGGAYGGUAGUGUAACACAGUACGAUGCCAAGAGCGGCGAGGAGCUCUCUCACACCUUCCCACACGAGGAGGGACAGCCCGUCACCGAUCUCCAAUGGAGCUCCGACCGGACAUACUUCAUCACCUCAUCCAAGGACAAGACCGCCAAGCUCAUCGACGCGAAGACCCUGGAUGUGCUCAAGACCUACGUUGCCGACACCCCUCUCAACAGUGCAGCAAUCACACCCGAGCCAACAAACUAUGUCAUCCUAGGAGGUGGWCAGGCUGCCAUGGACGUCACAACAACUUCCGCACGACAAGGAAAAUUCGAGGCGAGGUUCUAUCACAAAAUCUUCGAGGAGGAGAUUGGCAGAGUCCGUGGUCACUUCGGUCCUUUGAACUAUGUCGCCGUGGACCCUACCGGAAAGUGCUACUGCAGUGGAGGAGAGGAUGGAUACGUUCGUGUGCACCACUUCGACCCUCCUUACUUUGACUUCAAAUUUGAGGUGGAGCGUGAGAAGGAGCGCGAGGGACGGAUGUAA